Molecule: messenger RNA, 8194 nt
Organism: Epinephelus moara (kelp grouper)
Lineage: Eukaryota; Metazoa; Chordata; Actinopteri; Perciformes; Serranidae
Gene: cenpe
Product: centromere protein E
Exons: 60
Coding region: 104-8062 (2652 amino acids)
Biological process (GO): mitotic cell cycle; microtubule-based movement
Cellular component (GO): microtubule
Molecular function (GO): microtubule binding; ATP binding; plus-end-directed microtubule motor activity
Source: RefSeq, a predicted model, not a curated record
CCAUUUGAAAACCUAGGAAAGGGAGUAACGUUAUUUCUGUGCUCGUGUUAGUUACGUUGCCAAUUUAAUGUUAGGUGGAUGACUAACGUUAUUGAAAAGAAAAAUGACCGAAGAGUCGGCUGUUAAAGUAUGUAUUCGAGUCCGUCCGCUUAUUGCGAGGGAAGAAAGUGCAGAGUCGGAGGAUGCAGAGCCCGUCCACCUGUUUUGGAAAGCUGAUAAGAAAUCAAUUCAUCAGAUCGAUGAUGGGAAUUCCACUAAGAGCUUUAGUUUCGACCGAGUGUUCACUGCAGAAGAAACAACCAAUCAGCUGUACCAGAACAUUGCAAAGCCUCUGGUUGUUUCCACUGUUGAGGGAUACAAUGGAACCAUAUUUGCUUACGGACAGACUUCUUCCGGAAAGACUUUUACGAUGAUGGGGUCUGACCGAUCACCUGGAGUGAUACCAUUGGCUGUGGAGGAUGUCUUCCAAACAAUUAAAAAUUGUCCAAAGAAGGAGUUCCUUCUCAGGGUUUCGUACAUGGAGAUCUACAAUGAAACAGUCACUGACCUGCUUGUGGACAGCUGGAAGAGGAAACCCCUGGAAGUCAGGGAGACAAUCAAUAAAAACAUCUAUGUGGCUGACCUAACCGAGGAACUCGUUACGUCUCCUGCACAAGCCCUGGCCUGGAUUCGGAAAGGAGAAAAGAACCGCCACUAUGGAAAGACAAAAAUGAACCAGCGAAGCAGUCGUUCCCACACCAUAUUCCGAAUGAUCCUGGAAAGUCGAGAAAGAAGCGACCCAGCAUCAGGAGAAAAUGCAGAUGGAGCCAUUAUUGUGUCUCAUUUGAAUUUAGUUGAUUUGGCUGGAUCAGAGAGAGCAAGUCAAACAGGAGCUGAAGGCACACGUUUCAAAGAAGGUUGCAAUAUCAAUCGCAGUCUCUUCACACUCGGCCAAGUGAUCAAGAAACUGACUGAUGAAAGCCAGAAGGGUUUCACCAACUACAGAGACAGUAAGCUCACCCGCAUCCUGCAGAAUUCCUUGGGUGGGAACGCGAAAACAGUCAUCAUUGGUACCAUCACACCUGUUGCUCUGGAUGAGACCCUCAGCACUCUGCAGUUUGCCAGCACUGCAAAGAAAAUGAAGAACGACCCUCAUGUGACAGAGGUGUCUGAUGACGGGGCUCUGCUCAAAAGAUACCGCAAUGAAAUUGUAGACCUCAAGCGACGCCUUCAUGAGGUUUCUUCAGUCACACAGACCACAGCCACAGAGAAGGAGGUUCUCUCCCAGCUACUCCAAGAAAAGGAUCAGCUCCAGAGAGAACAAGAAGACAGGAUCAAAAACCUGACUAAACUGCUGGUCACCAGCACAAACCAGGUUCCUGCUCAAAAGAUGCCAAAACGCAGGGUUACGUGGGGAGGAAAGAUGCUCAGACUUGCCCGUCCGUCUGCAUGUGAUGGUGGUUCAUCUGACCUUAGCUUUGCAGACCCUUUCACUCGGAAGAGGAAAGCCUCUAAUGUCUCUCUGAUGGAGCUGGUUGAAGAUGAUGAGGACUUCGACUCUCACUGGGAGAUUCCUGAUGAGCCUUCAGAUGAUAUGGAGAUCAGUCAGAGCUCUGUGACUGUCAGGAGCUUUGGAGACAGUCCCAAAGACUUUGUGUCUCCAGACCGUAUGCAUGAGCUUUCAGGGAAAGUGUCCAGCCUGCAGCUGGAGCUGCAAACAGAGGUCCAACAAAAACAAGAGGCCUUGGAGAAGGUGGCAAUGUUGGACCUCCGAGUUGCAGACCUGGAGAGACGGCUGGAGGAACAGAACAACACUCCGAGUAAAACUGAUGAACAGAUGGGUAAACAGUUUGCAGAGGCCAUCCAGCUGUGUGAGACACUGGCUUCAGAGAAGGAUGUGGUGGAGGUCGAGCGAGACUACCUGAAGCAGGAGCUCGGGAUGUUCCUAGAGCAGAUUGAAACUCUGGAGAAAGAGAAAGCUGCUCUGUCAAAAGAGAUGGAGGAGAAGAGGGAGAUGGAUGAGUUCAAGUCUCUGGAGGAGGAGUUCAGAAAAGAGCAAGAGAUUCAGAGAAUGACUGAGGAGCUCGAGAGCAUGCGAGCAGAGAGAGACGGUCUGCUCUCUGGGAAGGAACCCAGCUGUCAGACCUCCACAGAGGAGAUGGAGAAGCUGCUGUGCAGAGUGACGUCUCUCACUGAGGAGAGAGAUCAGCUGCAGGAGAUACUGGAGGGACUGAGACAGGAGAAGCAGCAGCUCAAAGCAGAACUGGAGGACAGGAUGGAGAUGGUUGCACAAGUCCAGUGUGGGUUUAACCAGCCAGAAGGACUGGCCUCAGAACUGCACCAACAGGAUGCCCAAGUAACCCACCUUCAGCAAGAGAUAGAGCAACUACAGACAACUUUACAGGCCGUCAGUGAGCAGAAGAGCCAGCUGGAAGCUGAUCUGCAGCAUAAUACAGAGAUGGCUGCAGAGACGCAGAGCCUUCUGCAUUCACUUCAACAAGAACUCCAAGAGCAGAAUCAAAGAAACGCUGACCUAGAAAGACUCAGCCAAGAGAGGCAAGCUCAACUACAACAAGAGGUUGCAGAGACUCUGAGUCUUCUACAUUCUCGUCAAGAGGAGCUUCAAGAGCAGAAGCAAAAUAACUCUGAUCAAAUGAAACUCUGUGAGCAGAAGGAAUCUGACUUAGAACAACAGACCAAGACUCUAAGUGAGCAGCUUGAGAGUGUACAAGCAGAAAGGGAUGCCCUGUUGUCUGAGAAGGAAUCCAGUUGUCAGACCUCCACAGAGGAGAUGGAGAAGCUGCUGUGCAGAGUGACGUCUCUCACUGAGGAGAGAGAUCAGCUGCAGGAGAUACUGGAGGGACUGAGACAGGAGAAGCAGCAGCUCAAAGCAGAGCUGGAGGACAGGAUGGAGAUGAUGCAGUGUGAGUUACAGCAGCAGCUCAGCUCUGAGCCUCAGUCUCUGAAAGAAGAACAGGAGGCUCAACAACUUCUGCAGAACCAACAGCUGGAGGAGCAUCUGGAGAAAACUGAGGAGGUGAGCCAGCUGAAGUCUGACCUUCAGGAAAAUGUAGAAUUGAUGAUUGAGGUCCAGGAGGAGCUGAGAGAGUCUCAGGAGAAGAUCAGAGUUCUAAAAGAUGAGAUCAACGUGCUGAAGAGUCAAAAGGCAGAGCUGGAGGGCAAAGCAAGCAAUGGGAGCGAUGCAGAUAUUUCCCUCCAGAUGCAAGAGCUCCAAACUCAGAUUCAGAGGCUGACUGAGGAGCUCGAGAGCAUGCGAGCAGAGAGAGACAGUCUGCUCUCUGGGAAGGAAUCCAGCUGUCAGACCUCCACAGAGGAGAUGGAGAAGCUGCUGUGCAGAGUGACGUCUCUCACUGAGGAGAGAGAUCAGCUGCAGGAGAUACUGGAGGGACUGAGACAGGAGAAGCAGCAGCUCAGAGCAGAGCUGGAGGACAGGAUGGAGAUGGUUGCACAAGUCCAGUGUGGGUUUAACCAGCCAGAAGGACUGGCCUCAGAACUGCACCAACAGGAUGCCCAAGUAACCCACCUUCAGCAAGAGAUAGAGCAACUACAGGCAACUUUGCAGGCCGUCAGUGAGCAGAAGAGCCAGCUGGAAGCUGAUCUGCAGCAUAAUAUGGAGAUGGCUGCAGAGACGCAGAGCCUUCUGCAUUCACUUCAACAAGAACUCCAAGAGCAGAAUCAAAGAAAUGCUGACCUAGAAAGACUCAGCCAAGAGAGGCAAGCUCAGCUAGAACAAGAGGUUGCCAGGACUCAGAGUCUUCUACAUUCUCUUGAAGACGAGCACCAGGAGCUAAAGCAAAAUAACUCUGAUCAUAUGAAACUCUGUGAGCAGAAGGAAUCUGGCUUAGAACAACAGAUAGCACAGCUGAACAUGUCUCUCCAGGCUGUGACUGAGCAGAAGAGGCAGGUGGAAUAUGAUCUACAGCAGAACAUAAAUAUGGCUUCCACAACUCGAGAACUUCUGAAGUCAGUCCAAGAGGAGCUGUGUGAACAGAAGCAGAUGAGCUCUGAUCUGGAAAAACUGUGUCAGGAGAAGGAAAGCUCCUUAGAUCAACAGGUGAGGACUCUGACAGAGAAACUGGAGAGCAUUGAGGCAGAGCGAGACAGUCUGCUCUCUGAGAAGGAAGCCAGCUGUCAGACCUCCACAGAGGAGAUGGAGAAGCUGCUGUGCAGAGUGACGUCUCUCACUGAGGAGAGAGAUCAGCUGCAGGAGGCACUGGAGGGACUGAGACAGGAGAAGCAGCAGCUCAAAGCGGAGCUGGAGGACAGGAUGGAGAUGAUGCAGUGUGAGUUACAGCAGCAGCUCAGCUCUGAGCCUCAGUCGCUGAAAGAAGAACAGGAGGCUCAAACACUUCUGCAGAUCCAACAGCUGGAGGAGCAUCUGGAGAAAACUAAGGAGGAGGUGAGCCAGCUGAAGUCUGACCUUCAGGAAAAUGUAGAACUGGUGAUUGAGGUCCAGGAGGAGCUGAGAGAGUCUCAGGAGAAGAUCAGAGUUCUAAAAGAUGAGAUCAACGUGCUGAAGAGUCAAAAGGCAGAGCUGGAGGGCAAAGCAAGCAAUGGGAGCGAUGCAGAUAUUUCCCUCCAGAUGCAAGAGCUCCAAACUCAGAUUCAGAAGCUGACUGAGGAGCUCGAGAGCAUGCGAGCAGAGAGAGACGGUCUGCUCUCUGGGAAGGAACCCAGUUGUCAGACCUCCACAGAGGAGAUGGAGAAGCUGCUGUGCAGAGUGACGUCUCUCACUGAGGAGAGAGAUCAGCUGCAGGAGAUACUGGAGGGACUGAGACAGGAGAAGCAGCAGCUCAGAGCAGAGCUGGAGGACAGGAUGGAGACCAUGCAGACUGAGGUGAGGACUCUGACAGAGAAACUGAAGAGCAUUGAGGCAGAGAGAGACAGUCUGCUCUCUGAGAAGGAACCCAGCUGUCAGACCUCCACAGAGGAGAUGGAGAAGCUGCUGUGCAGAGUGACGUCUCUCACUGAGGAGAGAGAUCAGCUGCAGGAGACACUGGAGGGACUGAGACAGGAGAAGCAGCAGCUCAGAACAGAGCUGGAGGACAGGAUGGAGACCAUGCAGACUGAGAUAGCACAGCUGAACAUGUCUCUCCAGACUGUGACUGAGCAGAAGAGGCAGGUGGAAAAUGAUCUACAGCAGAACAUGAAUAUGGCUUCCACAACUCAAGAACUUCUGAAGUCAGUCCAAGAGGAGCUGUGUGAACAGAAGCAGAUGAACUCUGAUCUGGAAAAACUGUGUCAGGAGAAGGAAAGCUCCUUAGAUCAACAGAUGAGGACUCUUACUGAAACACUGAAGAGCAUUGAGGCAGAGAGAGACAGUCUGCUCUCUGAGAAGGAAUCCAGUUGUCAGACCUCCACAGAGGAGAUGGAGAAGCUGCUGUGCAGAGUGACGUCUCUCACUGAGGAGAGAGAUCAGCUGCAGGAGAUACUGGAGGGACUGAGACAGGAGAAGCAGCAGCUCAAAGCAGAGCUGGAGGACAGGAUGGAGACCAUGCAGACUGAGAUAGCACAGCUGAACAUGUCUCUCCAGGCUGUGACUGAGCAGAAGAGGCAGGUGGAAUAUGAUCUACAGCAGAACAUGAAUAUGGCUUCUACAACUCAAGAACUUCUGAAGUCAGUCCAAGAGGAGUUGUGUGAACAGAAGCAGAUGAACUCUGAUCUGGAAAAACUGUGUCAGGAGAAGGAAAGCUCCUUGGAUCAACAGAUGAGGACUCUGACAGAGAAACUGGAGAGCAUUGAGGCAGAGCGAGACAGUCUACUCUCUGAGAAGGAAGCCAGCUGUCAGACCUCCACAGAGGAGAUGGAGAAGCUGCUGUGCAGAGUGACGUCUCUCAGUGAGGAGAGAGAUCAGCUGCAGGAGGCACUGGAGGGACUGAGACAGGAGAAGCAGCAGCUCAGAGCAGAGCUGGAGGACAGGAUGGAGAUGAUUUCAGGCAUCCAGGAGAGGCUGAGCGAGCAGGAAAAUUUGAACUCACAGCAGCAGCCAGAGAGAGGAGAACAAGAGACCAAGCUGCAACGAAGAGUGCAGCAGCUCGAGGAGCAGCUUCAAACAUACAGGGAGAGACACAGUCAUGCUGAAGCUGAAGCUGAAACCUCACAGCAGUUGCUCAGUGAAGCGAAGACAAGCAUCUCCGCCCUUAAAGAGCAGCUGAGCAGUUUGGAGCAGAGCACCAGUAGAGUCAAGGAGACAGCAUCAUCACGACUGCAGGACUCUACAGGGCAGCUUCAGGAGUCCUUCAGAAAAUUCCAGCACCUUAUAGACACUUGUUCCAAGUAUAACUCCACAGCAUUGGACAAGGUGCAGUGUUCCCUGAAGCACCCUUAUCUGGCCUCUCUACCAAAACCCACCAUGAAUGCCUACAGCACUGUGUGUCAGUUGCAGCUGCAGACAACUCAGAGUCUGGGAAACAUUAUGGAGCACCUCCAGGUGCGAGCACAGGGCUACAGGAAUCUGUUUGAGGAGUUGGUGAAGAAAGAUCUGGCUGUUUUUGAAGAGAGGCGUCUGCAAGAUGUGCUGCUGUGCAGAGCACAGGCACCCUGCUACUCUGUCAGAGACGAAGAUUUUCACACACUUUGGCACCACAGACUGACGGAGCUGCUGAACAAGAGGCAGCUCUACCUGCAGAAAAUGGCCAGCAUUUCGAGUACGCUGUGUGCCAACAUGGCUUCUUAUCCCAGUGAGCUGUCCGCUGAGAUCAGACACAGGGAGAGAUUCAAGGAGCAGCUGCAGACCUUGCUUAACAAGCAGCCAUUUAGCCUCAGCGGGCUGGACAGCAUACUGAGCAGUGAGCUGGACCACAGAUCUGCAGUGGCACACAACCGGAAGAUGAUUCUGCAGGGCAUCAUCGAUGAACAGAAUGGUCUGUUUGAAGAGCUGAAGCUGCUUGAGGCUCAGGCUGAUUUACAACUCAGAGAGGAGAGAAGUAAGAGUUCCACUCUGCUGCAGGCACUGGAGGGAGCUCCUCUGAAAACUGAGCUCUCCCUACUCAAGGACAACCAGCACCUUGUGCUUCAGCUCCAGCAAACAGAAGAACAAGUUGAGGCUCUGCGUGUACAUAAUAAGCAGCUGGAGGAAGCUCAGAUCAAAGCCAACAACAGGGUGUCCAACCACAAACAGGCUACCCAGCUGCUGCAGACAGAGCUGCAGGACACCCGCGCACAAGUUGAGGAUAAAGACAAUGCAAUCCAAGCCCUUAGGAGCAAACUGCGAGAGUCUGAGAAAAAUGCAUCACCCAGUGCUGUUGAGCUGGAAAAACUCCGCACUAAACUGUUCAAAAUGGAGGUGGAGCUGAGUUCAGCAUCUGAUAACCACAAAAAAGAGAUCCAACAGAUGACCACACUGAUGAAUCAAAAGGAAGAAUCACUGAGGAAGCUGAAGGAGACCUUGAGGAAAUCCCAGCAGGAGGGAGAGGAGUCAUUCUUGCAAGGUGAGGACCUUCAUGCCAGACUGACCAACCCCCGAGGUCUGGUGAUCAAAUCCAGCGUUGUACUGGAGAAGACUAAACUGGAGGAGGAAAUCAAACAGCUUCAACUGAAAAUAACUGAGCUUGAAAGCUUGGUGUCCAGUCAGCAGGUAGAGAUCAACAAGUGGAAGAGCAGAGCCUUCAAGCUGAAGGUGAAGAGCAAGGCUGAGGUGGACAGGCCUCCAUCACCCUGCACUCCCACCAAAAGAGGCCUUCCCUUGACCUCAGACCCCUCCAACUUCCUCAGCUCACCCAAGAAGUUUCUGGUUACUCCCAGGAAGGUCCUUGACUCUCCCAGGAAGGUCCUUGACUCUCCCAGGAAGGUCCUUGACUCUCCCAGGAAGGUCCUGGACUCCCCAAGGGUCUCUGUGCUUGACUCCCCCAAAAGCAGAUUCUUUGAUGUGGGCGGAAGCUCCGAGGUGCUGUCCAGAACCUGUCCUAAGCAGUUCUUUGAUAACUCCAGCCUGGGAACCAUUCCAGAGGUUUUCGACGUUCCUGAUGAACCAGACGCAGACAUGGAUGCAGCUGCAGGUGCAGGCAGAAAGGAUUGGUGGCCUCAGUCUCCAAAGCAAGAGGAAAUGUGUAAAACCCAGUAAAAAAAAAAAAAAUCCAUGUGCAAUAUAUUUAAAUGUCUUUUGUCUUUUCAAUGUUUCUGACUUUUCUGUUUUGUUUUUAUUCCGUCAUUCUGUAGUUCUAAUAAUAAAACAUCUUUUAAUUAAGUAAAGGAA